Molecule: messenger RNA, 1036 nt
Organism: Carica papaya (papaya)
Lineage: Eukaryota; Viridiplantae; Streptophyta; Magnoliopsida; Brassicales; Caricaceae
Source: RefSeq, a predicted model, not a curated record
ACAGAAGAAAAUGGAACUUCAAAAAGAAAGAACAGAAAAAGAAAAAGUAAAAUAGCACGAGGUAGAAAACUAAAGGUUCAACUUAUUGGAUGCAAGAAGCAGCAGCUAAAUUGUUCUAUAACGCUCAUUAGAUUUCGUUUCAGUUUACGUUUUAUUAACGAAGUAGAGUGUUUGGAGAGCAUAAACUACCGAAUGGCAUGUCGGGGGAUUCCAUUAGCAGCGAGAUUCCUACUUAGUCUCCUUAUCGUUUCUGUCUCCUUGCCGACAAGGUACUUCAUUAAAGGAGGUUUAGUAAAAGACAAGACAUUAGCUAUGAUAAAGCCAGAUGGAGUUUCUGGUAACUACACUGAUUGGAUAAAGCAGGUUAUUCUAGAUUCUGGGUUUAAAAUUCAGGAAAUGAUCACUCAACUCGACAAGAAAACAGCAUCAAGAUUUUAUGCUGAACACUCAUCAAAAAGCUUUUUCUCUGAUCUUAUCAGAUACAUGACAAGUGGUCCAGUCGUGGUCAUGGUGUUGGAGAAGGAAAAUGCUGUUGCUGAGUGGCGUGCUUUAAUUGGGCCAACUGAUGCACAGAAGGCUAAGAUAUCUGAUCCUCUGAGCAUUAGAGCUGUUUGUGGGCUGAAUUUACAAAAGAAUUGUGUUCAUGGCUCAGAUUCAACUCAAUCAGCUACAAGAGAGAUCUCAUUUUUCUUCAAAGCAGUAUCAUCAGGCGAGCUAGCUACAGAGCAUGAUGAACUGUGAUUACUAAACACUUAGAGGAGAGCUACAAAAUUGUGCAAAUUGCUACUCCUUUUAUUCCAUGGAAUAACUGUGUGCCUAUUUCUUUGUGAAAUUAGGCAACCAGAUCAAUUAUUGUGUUAUAAUCUCUUUAUCAUUUUCGGUUCUGUACUUCCCUUAUAUUUCCUCCUUUUUGUCCUUUUGCAUAUAUCUGUGUGUAUUGUCUGAAAUAUGUGAAAUCGGAUACCACGCCAUAAGCUUAACUUAUACUGGCUAUAUCCAUAGAUUAUAUCAGCUUCUACCCUCUCAAAAAGGAAAA